Messenger RNA from Pollicipes pollicipes, 3143 nucleotides. Its product is annotated as presequence protease, mitochondrial. Gene Ontology annotation, cellular component: mitochondrial matrix. The coding region runs from base 165 to 3143 and encodes 992 amino acids. Gene Ontology annotation, biological process: protein processing. Lineage: Eukaryota; Metazoa; Arthropoda; Thecostraca; Pollicipedomorpha; Pollicipedidae. The transcript has 2 exons. Gene Ontology annotation, molecular function: metal ion binding; metalloendopeptidase activity. The record is from RefSeq and is a predicted model, not a curated record.
GUGCCUGCGCGUGAGUCAACGUUCGACAAAGAUCAGCAGGGGCCGCGUACUGUGUUUGUGGCCACCGAUUGGAAAAUUGCAGACUCAGAGUGAGCGUGCUGAUAAAUAAGCUCCAGCUGCUGCCCUCGGCCAGAGUCUGCACGAGCCCUGCCAUCGGCCGAGCCAUGCUGUCGCGCCUGUGCCGGCCGCUGGCCGGCGGCCGGCUGCGGCCGUGGAGCCGGCCCUUCUCUGCCCAGCUGCCGGCCGUCGACUCGCUGGUGCACGGCUUCCGCGUGGAGCGCGUGCAGGAGGUGCCAGAGCUGAGCGCCACGGCCGCGUGCCUGCGCCACGAGGCGAGCGGCGCGCAGUACCUGCACGUGGCGCGCGACGACGCCAACAACGUGUUUAGCGUGGGCUUCCAGACGACGCCGACGGACUCGAGCGGCGUGGCGCACAUCCUGGAGCACACGACGCUCUGCGGCAGCCACCGUUUCCCGGCGCGCGACCCCUUCUUCAAGAUGCUCAACCGCUCCCUGGCCACGUUCAUGAACGCGUUCACGGCCAGCGACUGGACCAUGUACCCGUUCAGCACGUGCAACGAGGCCGAUUACAUGAACCUGCUGGCUAUCUACCUGGACGCCGUGUUCAGCCCUCGUCUGGAGCGGCUGGACUUCCUGCAGGAGGGCUGGCGGCUCGAGCACGAAAACCCCGAAGACCCGGCCACGCCCAUCGUCUUCAAGGGCGUCGUGUACAACGAAAUGAAGGGCGCGCUGUCUGACCAGCACCGCGUGUUCGCCGAGCGGCUGCAGAACGCGCUGCUGCCGUCGCACACGUACCAGCACUGCUCGGGCGGCGACCCGCUGCGCAUCCCCGACCUGACCUGGGAGCAGCUGCGCCAGUUCCACGCCACGCACUACCACCCGCGCAACUGCCGCCUCUUCUCGUACGGCGACCUGCCGCUGGCGCCGCGUCUGCGCUUUAUCGACGAGCAGUACCUGCAGCGCGCGCCAGCGGCGGCCGCGUGCGACACGCGCGUGCCGCUGGAGCGGCGCUGGAGCGAGCCGCGCCGCGUGCACGUGGCGUGCCGCCACGACCCGAUGGCGCCGAGCCCCGAGCGCCAGGCGAGCGUGGCCGUCGGCUUCCUGGUGGGCGACGUGACGGACCGCUACGAGUCGCUGCUGAUGCUGAUUCUGUCCGAGCUGCUGGUGGGCGGCCCGUCGGCGCCCUUCUACCGCUCGCUGAUCGAGUCGGGUCUCGGCGCCGACUUCACGCCGUACGUCACCGGCUUCGACAACUCGUGCCGCGAGACGGCCUUCACCGUGGGCCUGCAGGGCGUGGCCGACGCCGACGCCGACAAGGUGGUGGAGGCUAUCGAGCGCACACUGCACGAAACCGCCGAGACCGGCUUCGAGCAGGAGCGCAUCGACGCCAUCCUGCACCGGAUCGAGCUCAGCCGCAAGCACCAGAGCCAGAACUUCGGCCUGGGCCUGGUGAUGCAGGCCGUGGCGCCCUGGUACCACGGCGCCGACCCGGCCGACACGCUGCGCCUGGACGACCUGCUGGCGCGGCUGCGCGCCGAGCUGGCCGCCGAGCCGCGCCUGCUGCAACAGCGGCUGGCGCGGCUGCUGCGAGACAACCCGCACCGCGUGGUGGCCGUCAUGACGCCGGAGGCGGGCCACGAGGCGGCCCUGCAGCGGCAGGAGGCGGAACUGCUGGAGCGAAAGGUGGCCGCGCUCACCGACGACGACCGCCGCCAGGUGCUCGAGGACGGCCGGCGUCUGUUGCAGAAGCAAGCGGACGGUGACGACGCGACCAGUCUGCCGAUUCUGGACGUGCGUCAGAUCGCGGACGCGACCGAGUGGCCGGCGCUGCGGCGCGAGAGCGUGUCCGGCGUGCCCGUCCAGCUGUCUGAGCAGCCGACCAACGGCGUCACCUACUUCCGCUGCGUGAUCGACACGUCCACCGUGCCGCCGUACUUCCGACCGCUGCUGCCGCUCUUCAGUCAGCUGCUGACGCGCAUGGGCACGCAGCGGCUUGACUACCGGCAGCAGGACCAGCAGGAGCAGCUGUGGACGGGCGGCCUGUCCGCCGCCGUCGCCGUCAGUGACGACCCGGUCGAGCCCGGCCGCUACGAGGAGGGCCUGGUGCUGCGCUCCUACUGCCUGCAGCAGAACGCCGGCCGUAUGUUCGCGCUCUGGCAGGACAUCUUCGCCGGCGUCGCGUUCGACAACGCCGAGCGGCUGCGCAGCCUGCUGCAGAUGAGCGCCGCCGAACUCGCCAACAGCGUGCCGGCCGCCGGCCACCAGUACGCCAUGGGCGUGGCAUCGGCCGACCUGAGCGCGGCGGCGCGUCUCCGCCAGCUGUACUCGGGCCUCGACCAGGUGCGCUUUACCAAGAAGCUGGUGGAGGACGGCGAACUCGACAUGCUCGUCACCAAGAUGAAGAUGCUGGCCGACAUGCUGCUGAUGAAGGAGGGCAUGCGCUGCGCACUCAAUGCCACCGCCGCCGGCCUACCUCCGGCGCUCGCCGGCCUCGACGAGCUGCUCUCGGGCGUGGUCGGCGCCGGCCGCGAGGAGAUUGGCGUGCGGCCGGACUUUGCGCCGUCCGGCGGCCAGACGUACGUGCAGCUGCCGCUGCCGGUGCACUACGCGGCGCGCUCGCUGCCCACCGUGCCGUACGCGCACCCCGACUACGCGGCGCUGCGCGUGCUGGCGCGCCUCCUCUCGCUCGGCCACCUGCACCGCGAGAUCCGCGAGAAGGGCGGCGCGUACGGCGGCGGCGCGAUCGCCUCGCCCGGCGGCCUGUGGUCGUUCUACAGCUACCGCGACCCCAACUCUCUGCGCACGCUCGACACGUUCGCCGCGGCGGCGGACGUGGCGCGCGACCACCCGUUCAGCGCCGAGGAUGUGGACGGCGCCAAGCUGGGCGUGUUCCAGGCGGUGGACGCGCCCGUGGUGCCGGCCGACCGCGGCAUGCGCACCUUCCUCAGCCGCAUCUCGGACGAGCAGUUCGACGAGCACCGGCGCCGCGUCAAGGCCGUCACGCGCGACGAUUUGCGCCGCGUGGGCGAGCUCUACCUGCGGCGGCCGGCCGUCACCGGCACCUGCAUCAUCGGCAAGCCGUGCGACGGCCUCGACGGCAGCUGGAAGGUGGCGCAGAGCUAG